Drosophila suzukii is the source of this 8573-nucleotide messenger RNA. Lineage: Eukaryota; Metazoa; Arthropoda; Insecta; Diptera; Drosophilidae. The record is from RefSeq and is a predicted model, not a curated record.
AGUCGCGAAAAACUAUGAAGACGCAACUCUCGCGUCGAGCGGUCCUCAGAAUCCGGGAGUCGUCCUCCAGUUCAAAAAAUCAGCAAAUAAAUCCAACAUUUCUGUGCGCCAUUCGAAACCGUUUUUUUUUUGCAAAGUGAAAUGCGAAAAACGCGUCGCAGAGUAAUCACAUCGCAAACACAGCGAAGGCAGAUAAAUUAAGAGAAUUGAAGAAUCAAGCGAAAGCCAGUGAAGAAUCGAAUGGAAAGGAAGAAUCGGAAUCGCAAUCAGAAUCAGAAUCAGCGGAAUUCGAAUCGGAAUAACAGUAAACACAUAUAACCACCAUUCAAAAGCAAUCAAAAAAGCAACCAAACAAACAACAACAACAAAGCAACAAAAGUGCCAUAUGCAACCGAUAAGACUGUGUGAAUGGUCAAGUGGUCAUCAGCAUCGAAGCGAUUCUCUCUUCCCGCAUGUGUGUUAGUGAGUGAGUGAGUGUGUGUGUGCGAGAGAGUGGGAGAAAGUGAGUGAGUGAGCGAGCGAGAGUGAGAGAGAGUGAGACAGCAUCAGAAUGACGGACGCUCGGGGAAGCGGAUUCCCCGCUGCGGAAUUCGAAUGAGCCAGAUCCAAGACUAUUUAAGAUUGGAUUUGGACCCGGAUCGAUCCCCAUUCAAUAAUAUCCCGCGUUAUCCAGGAGCCAGGAUAUAGAAGUCAGGAAUCAGGAGCCAGGAACCAGGAACCGGAAGCACCUCCGCCGGCCAUCUAUCCAUCAGCUGACAACUGUCAGCCGUCAGCAACUGUCAGUUGUCAGAGCAACUCUGCGUCCAGGAGGCCAGCUGUCAGCGGAAGUGAGAGUGGAACUGGGAGUGGAAGGACACCGGGGCCAGCAAAACGGGACAACAGGAGCAGCAGGAGCAGGAGCAGGAGCAGGCGAGGAUUGGGCAGCGCGGCGCGUAGCGUGUAGGCGGCAAAAUGCCUGGCGGACGACGUGGACUGGUUGCGCCGCAGAACACAUUCCUCGAGAACAUCAUCCGGCGCUCCAACUCGCAGCCGGACAGCUCGUUUCUUUUGGCCAACGCACAAAUCGUCGAUUUCCCGAUCGUCUACUGCAAUGAGUCCUUCUGCAAGAUCAGCGGCUACAACCGGGCCGAGGUCAUGCAGAAGUCGUGCAGGUAUGUAUGCGGCUUCAUGUAUGGCGAGCUGACAGACAAGGAGACGGUGGGACGGCUGGAGUACACGCUGGAGAACCAGCAGCAGGAUCAGUUCGAGAUUUUGCUCUACAAGAAGAACAAUUUGCAGUGUGGCUGCGCCCUCUCGCAGUUUGGCAAGGCACAAUCUCAAGAAACCCCGCUAUGGCUGCUGCUACAGGUCGCCCCCAUCCGCAACGAACGCGACCUGGUGGUGCUCUUCCUGCUGACCUUCCGGGACAUCACGGCCCUCAAGCAGCCCAUCGACAGCGAGGACACCAAGGGAGUUUUAGGUCUCUCGAAGUUCGCCAAGUUGGCAAGAUCGGUGACCCGGAGUCGCCAGUUCAGCGCCCAUCUGCCCACGCUGAAGGAUCCCACGAAGCAGUCCAACCUGGCGCAUAUGAUGUCGCUGAGCGCGGAUAUUAUGCCACAGUACCGACAGGAAGCCCCCAAAACGCCGCCACACAUACUCCUGCAUUAUUGUGCAUUUAAAGCAAUUUGGGACUGGGUGAUAUUGUGUUUAACAUUUUAUACAGCCAUCAUGGUGCCAUACAAUGUAGCGUUUAAAAAUAAAACCUCAGAGGAUGUUUCCCUGCUCGUGGUCGAUUCAAUAGUCGAUGUAAUAUUCUUUAUAGAUAUUGUUUUAAACUUCCAUACAACGUUCGUGGGUCCUGGCGGCGAGGUGGUCAGCGACCCGAAAGUGAUCCGGAUGAACUACCUGAAGUCGUGGUUCAUCAUCGACCUGCUGAGCUGCCUGCCGUACGACGUGUUCAACGCGUUCGAUCGGGAUGAGGACGGUAUCGGUUCCCUGUUCAGUGCCCUCAAGGUCGUCCGCCUGCUGCGGCUGGGGAGGGUGGUGCGGAAGCUGGACCGCUACCUGGAGUACGGGGCGGCCAUGCUGAUCCUGCUGCUCUGCUUCUACAUGCUGGUGGCACAUUGGCUGGCCUGCAUAUGGUACUCAAUCGGUCGCAGCGAUGCGGAUAAUGGGAUCCAGUACAGCUGGCUGUGGAAGCUGGCAAAUGUCACCCAAUCGCCGUACUCGUAUAUAUGGAGUAAUGACACUGGGCCGGAAUUGGUCAAUGGGCCGUCACGGAAAAGUAUGUACGUGACGGCCCUAUACUUCACUAUGACCUGCAUGACCUCGGUUGGCUUUGGCAAUGUCGCCGCGGAGACAGACAACGAGAAGGUGUUCACCAUCUGCAUGAUGAUCAUUGCAGCUCUGCUGUAUGCCACGAUCUUUGGCCACGUGACCACCAUCAUCCAGCAGAUGACCUCGGCCACGGCCAAGUACCACGACAUGCUGAACAACGUUCGCGAGUUCAUGAAGUUGCACGAGGUGCCGAAGGCUCUCAGUGAGCGAGUAAUGGACUAUGUCGUCUCCACCUGGGCCAUGACCAAGGGUCUGGACACCGAGAAGGUACUAAACUAUUGUCCGAAAGAUAUGAAGGCUGACAUAUGUGUUCAUCUAAAUCGCAAAGUAUUUAACGAGCAUCCUGCAUUUCGUCUGGCCUCGGAUGGUUGUCUCCGGGCACUGGCGAUGCACUUCAUGAUGUCGCACUCGGCGCCGGGGGAUCUGCUCUAUCACACCGGUGAGAGCAUCGAUAGCCUCUGCUUCAUCGUCACCGGCAGCCUGGAGGUGAUACAGGACGACGAGGUUGUGGCAAUAUUGGGCAAGGGCGACGUCUUCGGCGAUCAAUUCUGGAAGGACUCGGCCGUUGGCCAGAGCGCGGCCAAUGUGCGCGCUCUGACCUAUUGUGAUUUGCAUGCCAUCAAACGUGAUAAAUUGCUCGAAGUCCUCGAUUUCUAUUCGGCAUUUGCGAAUAGUUUUGCACGCAAUCUGGUGCUCACCUACAAUCUCAGACAUCGACUGAUUUUUCGCAAGGUGGCCGAUGUGAAGCGCGAAAAAGAAUUGGCCGAACGGCGUAAGAACGAGCCGCAAUUGCCCCAGAAUCAGGACCAUCUCGUCCGAAAGAUCUUCUCCAAGUUCCGUCGAACUCCGCAGGUCCAGGCGGGCAGUAAGGAGAUCGUCGGCGGAUCCGGCCAAAGUGAUGUCGAGAAGGGUGACGGCGAGGUGGAGCGAACUAAGAAGCUACCAGCCAAACUGACACUGACCGAGGACGCCCGCAUCCUCAGCACCGCCGCGGCGCCCUCGCCCUCGCCAUCCCCAUCGCCCUCAUCGGGUCCACCAUCUGCGCGCAGUACACGGGCCAGCAAGUGGGGACGCCUCCUGGGCAGUUCAAGCGUCGAUUCAGCUAGCGACACCAGCGCCAAGGUAGCCGUCUCGAGAAGUUUGAGCGCCCGCGAAAGCCUCCGAGAGAGCACCGCCCAAGCGCGGCAGAGUAGUACUUCGAGUAGCAAUGGUGGACAAGGCAACAAACAUUUACAAUUAAGCAAAGUUUUUCCCAAGGCGCCCAAGCUGCAGGCGAGCCAGGCGACCCUGGCCCGCCAGGACACCAUCGACGAGGGUGGCGAGGUGGACUCCUCGCCGCCGAGUCGCGACAGCCGCGUGGUCAUCGAGGGAGCAGCCGGAUCGGCGGGACCCUCAGCGCCGGUGGCCACCACUUCAUCAUCAUCAGCAGCAGCAGCCGCGGCGGCGGCAUCGGGAGCAGGAUCUGCAGCAGGAUCGGGAGCCGGGGCCACGGGCACUGCUGUCGUGGCCGUCGUGACCACCAAGGCGGAUCGCAAUCUGGCCCUGGAGCGGGAGCGCCAAAUCGAGAUGGCCAGCUCGAGGGCCACCACCUCGGACACCUACGACACCGGGCUGCGCGAGACGCCGCCCACGCUGGCGCAGCGCGAUCUCAUCGCCACCGUGCUGGACAUGAAGGUGGACGUGCGGCUGGAGCUGCAGCGCAUGCAGCAGCGCAUCGGUCGCAUCGAGGAUCUGCUGGGUGAGCUGGUCAAGCGGCUGGCACCUGGUACUGGCAGCGGUACCGCUCCGGACAACAGCAGUGGCCAGACCACGCCCGGCGACGAGAUCUGCGCGGGCUGCGGCGCGGGCGGUGGCGGCACGCCCACCACACAGGCGCCACCCACAUCUGUGGUUACCAGCCCCGUGGACACUGUGAUAACCAUUUCAUCGCCAGGAGGAUCUGGAGCGGGAGCUGGCGCUGGUGGCGCUGGCCUGCUAAAUCCGGGCGCCACAGCUGUGUCGAGCGCGGGAGGCAACGGCCUGGGGCCACUGAUGCUCAAGAAGCGACGCUCGAAGAGCAGGAAAGCACCGGCGCCUCCUAAGCAGACACUCGCCUCGACGGCCGGCACCGCGACCGCAGCUCCCGCGGGCGUCGCCGGAUCUGGCAUGACGUCAUCGGCGCCAGCGUCAGCGGAUCAGCAGCAGCAGCAGCAGCCGGCGGACCAAUCGCCCACGACGCCGGCAGCGGAACUACUGCAUCUUCGCCUGCUCGAGGAGGACUUUACGGCGGCCCAAAUGCCCACGACUUCGUCGGGUGGCGGAGGAUCUGGGGCAGGUGCCACGCCCACAACGCCACCACCAGCACCCACGGCGGCGGGCAGCGGUAGCGGCAGCGGUACGCCUUCCACCACGCCCACAGGUAGCGGUACGCGGGGCAAGAUGGAAUUCCUGUAGCCCACAAUGACGGAUGUGGAGCGAGAGGAGGACUCCGGCCAGGAGCAAUAAUACAAAAUCGGAAGAGUAGGGGCCCAGCCACGCCCACUCGCAAGCCUACGCCUACGCUUAGUUAGUCUACUAUACUUAAGAUACAGCUGUAACCUCAACUCAACACAAAAGCUAACUCAUGUAUCUCAAACUCUUGGAAGUCCACUACAACGUAUCUAGCCGAAAUUGAUUGAAAAAAGAUUUUAAAAGAUUUCCUUUAAUAAGUAUUUCUAAAACCCAGUUUCAAUAAGUACUUAAAGAUUUUGAAUCAUUAUAAUAAUUUAUUAUUAUUUAUUUAUAUGAUCUAUUAAUAUGACAUUUUUGACUUUGGAACCAUUUUCUUUAAAUGCGUUAUAUAAAUAGAAAAAAUAUUUAAUUGCUUCUUGAAGAAGUAAAGUGGAAAAGUAUGUAAACCUCUGAAAUUUGAAAAUCACAAUUUAUUCUAAUACUUGAAAUGUAACACAAAUUUUAGGAAAUUUUCGAUAAUACUCACUUUAAAUUCCCAAGACAAUUUCCCUUACAAAUUUGUUGGAACAGAUAGGUUGUAGUGGAGUUUUGGAUGAAAAACUUUCUUUUUCGCUACACGAAUCUCUACCUAAUGCUAUACCAAUCUCUCACACACAUACACAAACACACACACACUCUGAAUGGAAGUGCUCGAUACUCGAUAUUCGAUACUCUUUAACCGUUACAUGAUUAUGACUAUGAUUACGAUAGUGUUAGCCAUAAUGAUAACGAUUAAGAUUAAGGCAAGCAUAUUGCUUACGAAUUUGCUACAUUUACUGCAAUUAUUUACCUUUAUAUGUAUACAUAUAUAUAUAUACAAAAGCGAAUGUUGUAAAGGACACAGAUACACCAACACUCACACCACACCACACACACACACUCUCACAUAUAUAUAUAUAUAUAUAGCUGUAUGUAUAUAUGGAUAAUUUUGUGAUAACUGCUAAAGGAGGCAAAAAACCAGACGAAGAAAAAGCUUACAGACCGAAACAAUGCCCGUGAAUUGUACAUAGCCUAAAACUAAAACCUAACUUUAGAAAAAAGGAUCCAACAGGGAUGCCAUGCCACAUAGACACACUCAAAACCCAAUAUCCAAUGUACAUAGAAACGGAUUCAUGCAUACAUAACAUAUAUGGAUAUAACCCGUCCUAACUAACUAACUUAACGAAACUCGGCUUGAGCACUCCGGCACUCGCACUCGCUUGGCUCCCAAUAUUCUAGGCUUAUAGACUCGAAUAACGUAAACGAAAUGGCAAAGAAAAACUCAACUCAACCAACUAGUUAACUCAGCAACAGUAAAGCUUAAGUAAAACCGAAAAGAUAUAGACAGCAGAAAUGUGGCCGCUAAACGAAACGACAAUCGACAGACCUAAGAAACCAAAAAACUAAAACCAAGAAAAGUUAGAAAAAGAAAUACAAAAAAAAAAGAAAAGAAAUAGCAAAUCUCUAGUUAAAAGCAAAGAUCAACUAUGAUUUCUUUGGGCAUUGUACAUAAGUGAAUUAAAUUUUAGCAAAAUAUGUUAUAACACGCUCACCAACAAACACCUACACACAUUUUUUGUGAUAAAAAAGAAUUAGCUAAAGAAAGAAGAAUUACAAAAGUUUAGACAAAAAGAAUUAACCUAGAUAUUUGUUUAUGCUGGCAUUUGAUAGGCUUGCACUUGGCAUAUAGUUUAUAGCGGAUGAGGAUGGUGAGGAUCAUUAGGAUGAUGGUAGUAGGGAACCGUGCCGAAUGCUCUUCGGAUCGCGAUAUACAGUAUCUUUAAGUAGGAGAAGGACGAACGGAAUCCUGGACAGUUUAGAGGCAAGGUUUCAUUACGUUUAAGUCGCCAGGGACAUAGCAUCAGUUGGAGUCCACUUGAAUCUCGUUCGGUUACCGUUUUGAUUCCCUAGUUGGUAUUUGAUAAUUGCUAUUUGAUAUUUGAUACUUACUUAUGAUACCUAGCGUAGAGAGGCGGCAGAACCGGAGCCCGGCUACAAAUACAUACGAACUGUCUUCCCUGUAUAGUUGGGGGAGUUAGGAGGGGUGGGUUUAGACGGGCCUCGCGGUUCUGUUCGCGCAAGUUACUUAGUUCUAGUUGUAGAUUUUUUCGAUUCCCAUUCCCAAAAGGGCGACCAGCCCCCUCCCGUCAAACCAAAAAACCAAAUCAAAACCAAAAAGCAAUUCAAGUGGUAUUAAAAUUGAGUAACCAACACUCACUCACUCAGUCAGUCACACUCACCCCUUAUACAUAUACGUAUUUCCAAUACUCAACAAUGAAUCAAAAGUUAAUGGAUAGCGAAGAAAAACAAUUUGUUGCAUACGUUUAGGCCUUAAGUUCUAGUUGAAAGUUUAACGAUUGUAGCGGGCUCACUGUACAUAGGUUUUUUUUAAAUAACUAUAAAUCAAAUAUACCUAAACAUAAAUAUAUAUAUAUAAAUAUAAAUAUAUGUAUAACUAAUUAAUAAUAAAUAAUUAGGCAGCAACCAACUGAGUAAGGAAAGCUAAGACGCACUAGGCCGGAGAAGGGAAACGAUAAGACGGAGAUUUACCGAUAGUCCUCAUAUGAAGAUACGAUAGCACUGAUACGAUAGCAGCUUAGUACUCGUAUUGUUUCACCCUAUCUCUCGCCACCUUUUCCCCCACUCUCUAUCUCUGUCUCUCACUCUUUCUCUAUCUCUCUCUCGCUUCCGCCCCCAUCCCUGGUAUUCAUUUCGGGUUUUUUGGACCCUACUACACAGAGCCUUAUAAAUAUAACCUAAAGUAACUAAACCAACUCAAGCAGCAUUCAGCAAACUAGCAACUCAGACCUAAUACAAAACCUAGCAUUAGCAUUAAAAGUGAACGAAAACGUGAAACUAAAAGUGGUGCAAUUACAAUUUUUAGAUCAAGCUGAGCGAGCAAUUUAGUCGAAAUUUAUAUUGAACAAUUUAUUGGGGUAGGAUGUGGAUACAUAUAUACAUAGAAGGAGUUGCAAAUCUCGUGUAUAUACACCCAGGCAUAAAUGACACACAACCGAAGAAGAAAACCCCAAUCUCGAAUCCCAGAUAAGAAAAAUAAAACUCAUACUCAUAAUGUUCUGGCCUUCGAUUUCGCCUAGAAAACGCCCGAUUCAGUCUGAUAUUUAUAAAGAUCGCCAGAUGGUAGGCUGCUGAAGGUCGGUUCGGGUCCGUCUGCUGGGACAUUCGCUGAGAGGCGCCAAAGAAACUGAUUAAACCAUAUUAUUAUUAUAAAUAUGUACAUGUAUAUAUGUGUACCUCUAGUUACACCUAGAUUGAUAACGAGAACAACCUAUCAAAAUUAAGCUUUUAUACGCCAGAAUUUUUUUCUAAACAACUAAAAAACUAAAACGAAAGUAAACUAAAGAAACACUCAAGAAUAUACACAAUUAAUGCAAGCCAGAGAAAAGAGCAAAAUUAACUCACAACACUCAAUUAACGAAUACCGUUUACAAAGCCCCAAGUGAAAACUAAAUUAAUUUAAAUAUACAUUAUACAAUGAUAGGAAAAAGCCUUAACCAGUAAAACACGCGCCUCAUUUUCGUUUUUCCAUUUAUUACGUAAGUCCCACAGCAAUGCUAAAAAGAAAAAAACAAAAAAAAAUACUACGGCUAAACCAAACAUACUAAAGAUACUGAAAAUACCAAACCAAAAUAUUUAGCAUUAUGCUCUAGACUCUAGACGAAAAAGAACCAAAAUUUUACAACAACAAGAUGAAACAAGAACAAACGCGAUAAAGCAAUGUUAAACAUUUUCCACCAAUUUGAGAAGCAUAGUUGCUAAAAUACAAAAAAAUACCUAAACAAAAAAAA